Molecule: messenger RNA, 6201 nt
Organism: Phoenix dactylifera (date palm)
Lineage: Eukaryota; Viridiplantae; Streptophyta; Magnoliopsida; Arecales; Arecaceae
Biological process (GO): positive regulation of Arp2/3 complex-mediated actin nucleation; actin cytoskeleton organization
Cellular component (GO): cytoskeleton
Molecular function (GO): Arp2/3 complex binding; actin binding; protein kinase A regulatory subunit binding
Source: RefSeq, a predicted model, not a curated record
UGACUCUCUCAUUAACCCCCAAGUUCUCGUCUUCUCGACGAUCUCAUUAAAUGCUGUCGGCUCAUUAUGGUUUUUACUGAAUAUUCGCUGAAUUCUCAAAAUCCCCAAAAAGGACCCAAGAAAGAGAGGCAAAGGCAAGGGACAACAAAAAUCCUGUCCUUGCACUUGCUUCUCUCUCUCUCUCUCUCUCGUUCUAUUCGAGCUCUGUUGCAGAGGUCUGAUGGCGGAAAUGUAGCAGAAUCCCGCGAGGAGAAGCGCUCACAGUUCCGAAAUUUGGUGGUUUUUGUUCUCUUUCUUUCUUGGGCCGGAGAGAUGCCGAUGAUCCGGUACCAGAUAAGGAAUGAGUACGGAUUGGCGGAUCCGGAGCUCUAUGGAGCCGCGGAGAGAGAUGAUCCCGAGGCGCUUCUCGAAGGGGUCACCAUGGCCGGCCUCGUCGGCGUCUUGAGGCAGCUCGGAGAUCUCGCUGAGUUUGCUGCAGAGAUAUUUCAUAACUUGCAUGAAGAAGUGAUGACCACUGCUGCUAGAGGGCAUGGACUGAUGCUUCGUGUCCAGCAGCUUGAGGCAGAGUUUCCAUCAAUUGAGAAGGCCUUUUUCUCUCAGACUAAUAAUUCAAGUUUUGCUUGCAAUGAUGGUAUUGACUGGCACUCUAAUAUUGAAAUGGAUCAGAAUCUAAUCACACGAGGAGAUAUGCCUCGUUUUAUCAUGGACUCUUAUGAAGAAUGUCGUGGUCCACCUCGAUUAUUUACACUGGACAAGUUUGAUGUUGCUGGUGCUGGGGCAUGUUUAAAAAGAUAUUCUGAUCCCUCUUUCUUUAAGAUGGAGUUGCCCUCCUCUAGAAUGCUGGAAAUAGAGCUUCCAAGAGAAAAGAAAGCUCGUAAGACCAAGAAAGGAUCAUGCUGGAAGAAUGGUCAAACACUUGAGUCCUUAUUAGCACCCCAUGCCAACUCCGAUUUGCAGGCCAUAUCUUCUGACCAAGUUUCUGAGAAAACUUUGAGGCGCGUGAGAUUGAAAUCUAGGCACUUCAAUGGUAUGGAGAGAAGCAAUGAAAGAAGAUUAAUGGAGCAUCUACUUGAAAUACAUUCAUCUGAGCAGAACAUUUUGUUUGGAAAUUCUGUAAGCUACUCCCACGUAAAGGUAAAUUCAAUUGAUUCAAAUGAAUCAGCUCCUGAAAUACAUGAAAUUGUAGUUGAUGCUUCAGCUGAUCUCCCAUUAGUUGGAGGCCUAAAUCCAAUUCAGUCUCCUAUUAAAAAGGAAGUGGCAGGGUUGUCUUCAUAUGAAUUGGAGACUCAGAAGAUAAAGAAUAAAGAAUUGUCAGAGGCACUGCAUGACUCAUUUGGUGAACUAAGAAAGACUGACGCAGACUAUCUUGUUGUGGAAGAAAAAGAAAUGUCCACUGAGUCUGGAUAUAAAUCAGAAAGUAGUGUUGAUGGCGAUGUAUCUGGUGAACCUGGAAAAAGCUCUCCAGCACUGCAGGUGGUCAAUCAGAACAAAUUGUUGGGUGAUGCUGAAGGCAUAUCAGAAGGCUGUGCUGAUGGCUAUAGGUCCGACGACGUUAGUAGUGAGCUGGAUAAUUUCGUGGAUGCGUUGAAUACAAUAGAAUCAGACAUAGAAACAGAUACUGAAAGCGGAGGUAAAGCUGAUCCAGGUGUCUUCAACAUGGAAUCUCAUCGAAAGGAUUCUCACACUAACAAGGCACAACAGGUGCUGCCAGCUCAAUUUUCAGAACCAGAUUCUGUUGAUAACUCUACCAAAUCAUUGAGCUCAGAUAAUGUGUUUAAGAAUGAAAUUACAAGUACUUCCGACUCAGAUUCAACUAGUUCGACUGUUGCACAGCCAACUCAACGGAAUAUGGUUUCUUUUGAUUUGCCUGCCAAUUCAGAAAUUCGCCUUGGUAAAACCUAUGAAAAGACUACCGAAACAGAUUUUGAAGACACAGCAAAAUCUGAUCAUGGUGUCUUCAAUGUGGAAUCUCAUGGAAAGGAUUCUGACAGUAACGAGGCGCAACAGGAGUUUCAAGCUCAUUUUCCAGCACCAGAUUUUGUUGAUAACUCCACUAAAUCAUUGAGCUUGAACAAUAUAUUUAAGAAUGAAAUGGCAUGUGUUUCUGACUCAGAUAUUGCAAAUAGUUCAAUUGUUGCACAGCCAAUCCAAAGGAACAUGGUUUCCAUUGAUUUGCUUGCUAAUUCAGAAAUUUUCCCUGGUAAAAACCAUGAUAGAACUACUGAAGAUCUCUGGCAAAAUAACGAGGCUAUGGAACUUAAUUCUUUAAAUCAUUUUGCAUCUAGUUCUUGUGUUAUAGGUUCAACUUCUAUUCUUUUUAGCAUUCAUCCUCAAGCGAGUGCUCAUGAAUCCCAAUCCAUUACCGGAGACCAGAAUGACUUACUUUCCAGUAAUGAAGCACCAGAUGCUAAUGAAGCCACCGAAUAUCUGGAUGGUUUGCCUCUUGAGAGUGAUCAUCUUGCAGAGCAUGUUGAAGAGCUGAUCUCAGAAGAUAUAGCAGAAACAUUUGACAUGCCUGAUCACCUUUCUCAAAUAGAAUACAGAAGUAUGUCCAGAGAAGCUCCUUCAGGUUAUAUUGAAGACUUAUUGCUUCUAUUACCUGCAUCUGUAGUAGGAGAGUCACAAGAAUCAGUGGAACCUGAUAGUAGGGCUUGUUCAGGUGUGGGCAUAUCACCAAUCAUCUCUGCUUUAUCUCCUGCUAUCAACUAUAAUGCUUCACAUCUUGAUGGCUUGGCUACAAAACUCGAAAAUGGUGUGCAACCUGAAGAUAUACAUGCAGACAUAUCAUCUGGCUUUGUGGAAGACAGUCAUGACAUAGCUGAAGAGUUUGAUGGUUCAUGCCCUGGGACUAAAGAUGAAGAUGUUCCUGAAAAUAUACAUCCUUCAGACUAUCCUGUAGAGCUAAAUUCAGAAGAUACGACAAUCACACUUGACAUGACCAAUCAUCAUUCCCAAGCACGAGAUGAGUGUACUCUUGGGAAGGUUCCUACAAGAUUUGGAGGAGACUCAGCACUUCCUUCAAAUGGGUGCAUAGGAGAGCCACAUGAAUCCAUGAAACAAGAUAUAGAUGCUUAUUUAGGUAGGAGCACAUCACCUACCAUCCCUGGUUUGUCCCCUGAUAUCAGCUUUACCAUUCAGCUUGAAGGCUCUGCUGCAGAAAUGGAAAAACUAGUUGCACCUAGUGAACAUUUACCAUGCUCGAGUUCAAGCCUUGAAAAUGUUGAAGAAAUGGCUAAGGGUAAUAUUUCAAUGCCCAACACACUGUCCCCUCAGUUGGAGUACUUCUCUGAUGCUGAGGAGCCUCAAGAGUUCCCUCAUGUGGUCUCAGCAGGGUUUACCCAUUUGUAUUCUGUAGAAGAAACCUGUCCUAGUGAUGUGCAGCUUCAGUGUAAAGUUCCCAACCAUGAGCUGAUUGAAUGUCCGAUAACUGUUGAUAAUAAUUUGAAAUUGCUAGAUGAGCCCACAGAAUGUCUCUCUCAGGAGAAUACACUGCAGGCAGGAGGACCUACACAGUCUAAUGACCUCACAGCUGAGAAUUCAAUUUUUAAUGCUAACAGUGGUAAUGCACAUCCUUCUUCAACCUAUUCUCCAGAAACAUCAGGCCUUCUAGUACAGCCACAAGAAAAUAGUAUUCCUGAUGAUGAAUUUCUAUACCAGCACCUAGUGGAGAACCAAAAGACAAUUAGUCCAAAGGACACAACAGCAUUGGAUUCUCAAAGCACUCAGCACUUGACUCUUCCUUCAAGCGACGAAGAUCAACUUGUAUCUGCUCCUACUGCUUCUGAUCCUGAGUUAUCCAUUUUAGAUUCAUCUAAUACAUCUGCUUGUAGAUUACUCAGUGAUGUUUGUCAGACAAAGCUAUCUGGAGGUGUCCAAGAAGAUCUGCAUUCCGAUAACAACGAAGUAAAUUCAGUAUAUUCCUUAGAAAGCAAACAAGAUUUUGGUUUAAAAGCUUUGCCUCAUGAUGGCUGUGAAAGUGUAGAAGAGAAGCCGCCAACUAUUCAUUUCCUUUCAGAACCAACAAUUCCGCUUGAAGAAGCAGCCUCCAAGUCACAGGUCAUCAGCGAACUGAAUGUGCUCCCUGUACAUCAAGAGGGUGAGCAUCUUGAUCCAGGCAUUCCAACUAGUUCUAUUGACCUUAAUGAUGAACCAUCAGAACAAGGGCUGCAACAUAGGUGCCGUGACUCUGCUAGCGAUGGAGAUGUUGGUGAGUUGGAUAUACCACCAUUGAACGAAGCCAUAUCUGGGCAAGUUGAACUAGAAACUUUUGUUUCUUCUGCAUGCAGUUUUGAAGGUAUCUCAAGUUCUUUGGCUUCUAAUAUUUCAGCUGUUACAUUAUCACCUUUUACAAGCUUCGAUGUUGCCAUUUUGGAAACUUCUUCUCAAUUGCCCUUCGAGCCACGGUUUGAUGAACCAGUCUCCAGCUUUCCUUUACAAGGUGUCGAAGAACCACCUCCGCUUCCCCCACUCCCCCCACUCGAGUGGAGGAGGGGAAAGCUUCAACUGUGUUCUCUAUCAUCAGGUGGAAAUUUAUUUCAACCUCUGAGUGGAACAAAUUCAUUAAUGGCACCAUCACCUGCUGAUUGGAAGCAUGGACAUGGUUUAUUAGAAGACGAAGGUGAAAUGGUUAAGCCGGCAAAUCCAUUUGUUACUAUGCCGGUGUUGGAAGCCAAGAGUUCUCAGCAUGGUUUGUUCAAAUCAGAUGGAGAAAAGAUGCAUCCCUCUAGGUUGUCUGAACUGCCACCUAUUGCUGGUAAUGAGAGAUAUCAACAUGAUGCCUCAUUUUUGGAGGGGAAAAUUGUGCAUCCUUCCAACGCUUCUGUAAUAAUUCCAGUCGGAGAAGAUGAGAAGCAUCUGUCCAGUCAUAAUGCAGCUGGGGAAGUGAUGUUGCAGCCAUCAAACCCAUUUGCAUCAUUAUCAGUAUUAGAAGAUGACAUCUCUCAGCAUCCCACACUAUUGCAGGGAGAAACACUUCAGCCUUCAGAGGAUACUAGUUCUCAACUUGAUCAGUUGUUAACAAGUUUAGAGUUGGAGGGAUCUCAAGAGUCCCAACAUGGUCACUUAAGUUUAGAGAGAGAGACAGUGCAGCCUCCGAACCUAUUCUUGGUUGGAUCAGAUAUAGAAGAUGAGAAGCCUCAGUAUGGCUAUGGAAUUUGUGGAGGUGAAAAUAUGCAGCUGCAAUCAUCAGUGCGAGCACCAACAACAGCACCUGAGUUGCCUAAGCUUGGUUGUGAAACUUCAAGGGAAGAAAAUCAAUCUUCUCAAUUUGAUGUUUUACCUACACCAGAUGAUGAGAACUUAAAUGUGAAACCACGUUCCAUUUGUAGCCGGCCGAGAGAUCCUCUAAUUGAGGCUGUUGCUGCUCAUGAUAGAAGCACGAUGAGAAAGGUAUCAGAGAUGGUUCUACCUUCCAAUAAGCCAAAGGCGGAUGAAAGGGAUUCAUUACUAGAGCAGAUAAGAAACAAGUCCUUUAACCUGAAACCAGCAGGCGUCACAAAAUCAAACAUCAAGGGUCCUCCAACAACUCUAAAGGUUGCUGCUAUCAUAGAGAAAGCAAAUGCAAUCCGCCAAGCAUUUGUGGGAAGUGAUGAAGACAAUGAUGAAGAUAGUUGGACUGAUUCUUAGGCACUGACCAUUUCUUGAAACUAUUGGAGUACAGUUCGAGUGAUUCCUAAGCACCGAUCACUUCUUGAACUUUUGGAGCUCUCCAUAACUGAAAUAUGCCAAUCACGCGGGUCUUCCCUGAGCAAUACAGUUGUUGAACAGACGGACAUGAGGUGCAUCAGUGACAGCAGGGCAUUAACCAAAGAAUCACUACAAAAGGGAGUCUUUUUGUUCGUGUGUAUAUAUUGUCAUGUAUAUAAUAUUCUCUUCGAUCCUUUCUUCUGUGUCAAAAUGUAUUCUUUAGCUUGUAUUCACUGGCAAAGGCUCUAGAGUGAGGUAAAACAGACCUUGCCCUUGUUGCUCAAUGUAAUUGUAGGUGAUAAAAUUUUCGGUGUGUAGAUUUUGAAGAGGCGUAGAUCUUUGGAGUGCAUAGAGUGCAUAGAGCUCCGAGUCUAAUAUUUCCUGGCUCUGUGCAGGUCUUAUUGCUCCUGUCGGUGCAGACUUGGUGCUGUAUUUGUGACCAAAGGUUGCAGAAAAUUAAUGUACGCUGCAGAAUUCAUAUCUAGUUCCUCUUUCAGCUUUUGCUCUGGAGCUUAA